This is a messenger RNA of Oryza sativa Japonica Group (Japanese rice), 1948 nucleotides long. NCBI's taxonomy places the organism in Eukaryota, Viridiplantae, Streptophyta, Magnoliopsida, Poales, Poaceae. The record is from RefSeq and is a predicted model, not a curated record.
CCUACUUGGGAAGUUGGGUGGGAUUGGCGUCGUGUUCGUGUAGCUCCUCUUCUCCUCAUUGCUGGCUUGGCCUUUGGCUAUACCUUCCCUUCAUCACCUCCUAGUAUAAAGCAAUUCAAUUCCCAAUCCCCCCGGCCCGAAGUGAAGGAAGCGGAUCAUGGAGCUCGCCAUGGAUUUUGCGCUCCGCCUCCGCGACGCCGCCAACCACCACCUCUCCCGCUACGAGCCUCUCGUGCUCCUCGCCGCGCCCCUCCUCGCCCUCCUCGCUGCCCGCACCCUCCACGCCGCCGCUGCCGCCGUCGCCGACCGCGGUCUCCGCACCGUCCUCCUCGCUCUAGCCAUGACAGCCAUCAAGUUGCUUCCGGGAGUUAGCGCCUACAUCAACGCUGAGAAGAGGAAGGUUGUUGACCAGCUGCAGUCAGGUGGCACGUCCACAAAAAGUACUCUGCGGACCGAGUUGCCAACUGUUGGGCUUUCCAACCAAGUGAUAAACGAUCUCGAAACACUGAAAGCUAGAGAUGUAAACUGGCAGGGAAAAUGCUCUGGCACAGUUUAUAUUGCUGGGAGUGAAUCCGAAGGUCAUUUUGCAUUGAUAAACAAGGCUUACUCUAUGUUUUCACACACCAACCCACUUCACCAGGACGUAUUCAAGAGUGUGGCACAAUUAGAGGCUGAAGUAGUUGCAAUGACAGCUGCUUUGCUUGGCAUCAAAGAAAAAUCAUCCGGUGGACAGAUUUGUGGUAAUAUGACAUCGGGCGGAACUGAAAGCAUAUUAUUAGCAGUAAAAACAUCACGCGACUAUAUGCGAACAAAGAAGGGCAUUACAAAGCCUGAAAUGAUAAUUGCCGAAUCAGCACAUUCUGCAUACGAUAAAGCUGCUCAAUAUUUCAAUAUUAAAGUGCGGCGUGUGCCAGUGAACAAAGAGUUUCUUGCAGAUGUGAAAGGAUUCAAAAGGUGUAUAAACGGAAAUACGAUAAUGAUGGUGGGGUCUGCACCAGGAUUUCCUCAUGGUUUAAUUGAUCCUAUUGAGGAACUUGGGGAGUUGGCUUCACGAUAUGACAUUUGCUUGCAUGUUGAUCUCUGCCUUGGUGGAUUUGUAUUGCCUUUCGCUCGUAAGCUUGGGUACCCUAUUCCUCCAUUCGACUUCUGUGUCAAGGGAGUUACAUCAAUCUCAACUGAUGUUCAUAAGUAUGGAUUAGCCCCAAAAGGGACAAGCAUUGUCCUAUAUAAAAAUCAUGAAAUUAGAAAGCAUCAAUUUGUUGCUGUUACUGAAUGGACUGGUGGGCUCUAUGUUUCACCUACUAUUGCUGGAAGUAGGCCUGGUGGGUUGAUAGCGGGAGCUUGGGCUGCUAUGACGUCUCUUGGACUGAACGGUUAUAUGGAAAAUACAGGUCAUAUCAUGGAAGUGUCGAAGAAAAUACAAAGAGGGAUUGAAGAUAUCCCAGGGUUGUUUGUGAUUGGAAAGCCAGACAUGACUGUCGUGGCAUUUGGCUCAGAUUCGGUUGAUAUAUUUGAGGUGAACGACAUAAUGUCAUCAAAAGGCUGGCACCUUAAUGCUCUGCAGAGACCCAACAGUUUACACAUUUGUGUGACACUGCAGCACACGGUCAUAUAUGAGGAAUUCCUGAAGGAUCUGAAAGAUUCAGUGGACACUGUAAAAGCAAAUCCAGGGCCUAUUAGCGGGGGGCGAGCUCCGAUUUACGGAGCUGCUGGCAAGAUGCCGGACAGAGGCAUGGUCAGGGAGCUGCUGGUGGAGUUCAUGGACGCGUCUUGCUGAACAUAUAAUAUAUCCCCUGUUCUUGUUAUUGUGGCAUUGCUGAUUACUGUUGUACUAGUAUUAUCAUCAUGUUCAUGUACUCACCAUAGAACCAAAACAUAGCCAUAGAAUAAAAUGCUUAUUUGAUCCAAUAAUAAUAAAAUAUAGCUGCAUGCAGUUCAGUUCAUUUCA